Messenger RNA from Phytophthora nicotianae INRA-310, 819 nucleotides. RefSeq lists its product as hypothetical. Bases 1 to 819 code for a protein of 272 amino acids. The record is from RefSeq and is a predicted model, not a curated record. NCBI's taxonomy places the organism in Eukaryota, Oomycota, Peronosporomycetes, Peronosporales, Peronosporaceae. The transcript has 2 exons.
AUGGAGGAAGCCAACUUGCUUGCUGUUCAACAACGGGUAUGUGCGAGUAUUGUCGAGCUUGACAUAAAUCUUCACCGCAUUUCCCAAUUAUCCAGCUUCGGCAAGCAUCUUACUACCAAGCCUCGCAAACAUCGCACAACAACCACCAACUGCAGUGCUAUGAACGUUAUCCACAACUUCCAAAAGAAGGGCUUUGUCGUCAUGUACCGCGCGGUUCCCGACGACGAGACCGACCACCUUCGCUCCUUGGCUCGUGACAACAAGAACCUAUGGAUCCACGAGACUUGGAACGAUGUGCUCACUGAUGACAAUCGUGUGGCAGAGUGGCAGUUCCUGAAGACUGUCGCGGGUGCAUCAAACCAGCUCGUCCGCCGCCGGUUUUCGCCGGAUCCGGUGGGAGACGAAUGCGUCAAGUCCAUCUCGGUCCCAGGGUCGCUGUAUAUCGCUACUGAAGACAACACGUACAUCUACGGAUAUGGUUGGAACCACAAUGUUGCCAUGGUCUCUGACCGACAACACAUCACUCUGAACAAAGGCGACCUGAUCCUAAUGGGAGGAGAUUUCAUCUACGCGAGAGCUGGGAGUCGGUCAAACAAUGUGUGUGUUCACGCAUCCGUUGAUAGCGCACUCUAUGAGCGCCCACUCUACCAGCCGCCCGAGUUCGUGACCUUGGUGGACGACACACGCUGGAUUGAAGAACACUUCUGCUUCGUUUGGAACUGCCCGUUUAGAGGCACCGGUCAGCACUCCCUUCGCCGCCACCUCAACAGAUACCAUAAAAUGGUAUUCAGGAACGUGCGCAUGCCUCAUUCAUACUGA